AUGGUUAUCCUUUUUAUAUUCAUUAUAAAAAGUAAAGCAACACCAGUUGAGUAUGAAAAUUAUGAUGACUACGAUUCAUACAAUCAAGACUCUGAGAAUAGUUACGAAGAAGAAUCAUACCCAGAUGAAGGAUACUCAGGCUAUGAAUAUGAUUCACACGAUAAUAACUACGACUUUGAUUCCCCGCUAGUCUCAUCCGCGGUACGCUUUUAA
Molecule: messenger RNA, 213 nt
Organism: Cotesia congregata
Lineage: Eukaryota; Metazoa; Arthropoda; Insecta; Hymenoptera; Braconidae
Source: the annotation of a GenBank genome assembly